UGUGGCCGCGCGGACACGCCGCGCAGCCGCUUGUGUCGCGUGAGUGAAACCGACGUGCAACUGAUUUUCUGGAGGCUUCGCUGUAAUGAGUUAACGGCAGCGAGAGAAACGAGGAGAAAAACACAAACGCCGGGUGAAAUAAGUUUUCACUAAAAUGAGAGGAACCUGCCUGACGGCAGCAGAGACAACUGAACUUGCCCCGGAGAAGAGCUAACCCACGAAUGGCCUGCCAGUCUGUCGCUGCAGUCAUGGACGAGCAGGCUCUGCUGGGGCUCAACCCGAACGCUGACGCCCGCUACAGGCAGAGGGCGAUGGUGUACUUUGAGCAGCUGAAGGAGUCUCACGAUGCCUGGGAAGUUUGUGCCGAGGCGCUUGCGAAAGGGAUUUACAAUGACGACCACGUGAAGUUUUUCUGCUUCCAGGUGCUGGAGCAUCAGAUCAAGUUCAGACACGCCGGCCUGAGCGCCGCUCAGCAGCAGCUGAUCAGAGAGACACUGAUGAAGUGGCUCCAGUGUCAGCUGAUGAACGCUCAGCCAGAGAAGCCCUUCAUUAGGAACAAGGCGGCUCAGGUGUUUGCGCUCACCUUCGUCAUGGAGUACCUGACGCUGUGGCCCAAGUUCUUCUUCGAUGUCUUGUCUCUAGUCGGACUCAACCCGCACGGCGUGGACAUCUACCUCAGGACACUGAUGGCCAUCGACGCCGAGGUGGUCGACAGAGACAUCCUGCACUCACCUGAGGUGAUGUGGCGUGUCCGUCCCCAGGAGACUCGGAGAAACACUCUGAUCAAAGACAGCAUGAGGGAGCAGUGCAUCCCCAGCCUGGUGGAGUCCUGGUUCCAGAUCCUGCAGACGUACCAGCUGACUCACUUCGAGCUCACCUGCCAGUGUCUGGAGGUGGUCGGAGCCUUCGUGUCCUGGAUCGACCUCAACCUCAUCGCCAACGACCGGUUCGUGAACCUGCUGCUGAGUCAGAUGUCGGUGGAGGCGCUCAGAGAGGAAGCCUGCGACUGCCUGUUUGAAAUCGUCAACAAAGGAAUGGACCCGGUGGAUAAAACCAAACUGGUGGAGUCACUGAGUCAAGUGCUGCAGUCGGCGGGAUUCUUCAACGUGGAGCAUGAGGACGACGUGGACUUCCUCGCCAAGUUCUCCCGCCUGGUGAACGGCAUGGGUCAGAGUCUGGUGCUGAGCUGGACCAAGCUCGUCAAAACGGGCAACGUCAAGGACGCGGCGGACACGCUACAGGCGCUGGAGGCCAAGGUGCCGCUGCUGCUGAAGCUGCUGGUGCACGAGGACGACGACAUCUCGGCCAACAUCGUCUCCUUUUGCUACGAAUACCUGCACGUCCUCAAACAGCUUCCUCAGCUGACAGAUCUGCAGAAGACAAACAUUGAGGCCAUCAUGCUCGCCGUCAUGAAAAAGCUGACGUACGACGACGAGUACAACUUUGAAAACGAGGGCGAAGACGAGGCGAUGUUCGUGGAGUACAGGAAGCAGCUGAAGAUGCUCCUGGAUCGCUUGGCUCAGGUCUCACCAGAGCUGCUGCUGGAGGCCGUCCGCCGCGUCUUCAACACCACCAUGCAGAACUGGCAGUCGGCGACGUUCAUGGAGGUGGAGGUGGCCAUCAGGCUGCUGUACAUGCUGGGCGAGGCCCUGCCCGCGUCUCACGGCGCUCACUUCACCGGAGACACGGCCAAGACCAGCGCCCUGCAGGACAUGAUGAGGACGCUGGUCUCCUGCGGUGUCAUCAGCUACCAGCACAGCUCUGUUUCGCUGGAGUUCUUUGAAACUGUUGUCCGAUACGAGAAGUUCUUCGUCGUGGAGCCUCAGCACAUUCCCAACGUUCUGAUGGCGUUUCUGGACCAGAGAGGACUGAGACACAACAGCCCGAAGGUCCGCAGCAGAGUGGCUUAUCUCUUCUCCAGAUUCAUCAAAACUCUGCACAAACACAUGAACGCCUUCAUCGAGGACAUCCUGACCCGGAUCCAGGACCUGCUGGAACUCGCUCCUCCGGAAAACGGCUUCCCCGUGCUGCUGACCAGCGACGACCAGCUCUUCAUGUUCGAGACGGCCGGCGUCCUGAUCGUGAGCAGCGAGAGUCCGGCCGAGAGGAAGCAGGCGAUGAUGAGGAGCCUGCUGUCGCCGCUGAUGGACGCGUUCCGCCUGCUGCUCGCCAAACUGCUGCAGGAGACGGACGAGGGGCGACAGGUCGCGCUCGCCGACUGUCUGAGUCACGCCGUCGGGUUUGCCAGUCGGACAAGCAAAGCGUUCAGCAACAAGCAGACGGUGAAGCAGUGCAGCUGCACCGAGGUCUACAGAGACUGUCUGCAGACCUUCCUGCCUGCACUGAGCUGUCCUGUCCAGCGGGGGGUGCUGCGCAGCUCGGUCCGCUCCUUCCUGCACCGCAUGAUCAUCUGCCUGGAGGAGGAGGUGCUGCCGUUCAUCCCCGCCGCCUCGGAACACAUGCUGAAGGACUGCGAGGCCAAAGACCUGCAGGAGUUCAUCCCCCUCAUCAGCCAGAUCACAGCCAAGUUCAAGCGGCAGGUGUCGCCCUUCCUGCAGCAGGUCUUCAUGCCGCUGGUCCUCGCCAUCUUCGAGUCGCUGGCGCGUCCGGCGGAGGAGAACGACCAGACGGCGGCUCUGGAGAAGCAGAUGCUGCGGAGAAGCUACUUCAGCUUCGUCCAGACCGUCACGGGCAGCGGCAUGAACGAGGUCAUGGCCAAUCAGGGAGCUGAAAACAUCGAGCGAGUCGUGUUCACCAUCAUCCAGGGAGCCGUGGACUUCCCCGACCCCAUCGCUCAGAAAACCUGCUUCAUCAUCCUCUCCAAACUGGUGGAGCUGUGGGGAGGUAAAGACGGUAUGGUGGGCUUCCCCGACUUCAUCUACAAGAACAUCGUCCCUGCGUGUUUCCUGGCUCCUCUGAAGCCGACCUUUGACCUCUCGGACGCUCAGACAGUCCUGACUCUGUCAGAGUGCGCCAUCACCCUGAAGAUGAUUCAUCUCAAACGGGGGCCGGAGUUUAUCCAGUUCUUACAGCAGGAGUAUCUGCCCUCGCUUCAGGUGUCACCAGAGCUCUCACAGGAACUUUGUCAAGUGCUUCAACAGCCCGAUCUCAAAGUGCUGAAGAAUUAUAUUAAGGCGUUUUUCCAGCGAGCAAAGCUGUAGGACAUAAAACUGGAAGUUGCCCCGGGGACUGAAAAAGACUCUUUACAGGAAGUGGCCCGACUCGCCCCUUCACAACAAAACAAAACCAUGGAACUUAGCAUAGGAGCUGCUUUGCACUUCAGAGGUAAAAGCGUAACAAAGCCCAGUCUGUCUAAGUCGGGGGAGGGGGAAAUGGACAGAAGGUCAGCGGGUGGAACAGCGCCCUCCAGCUGCCGAGAGACGAGCUGUCCGCGUGGACUCGAGGUGAGACGGGACUUGAGUGUUCCCCGACACGAGGAGAACUUUGUGGAACCAUGUAGAAAAAAAAAAGGCUUAAUUUACGCGUAAAGCGCGGCUCUGUCGUAAGAAUCUACGAUGUGUUUUGUUUGAUCAUUGUGACGCUCCUCGUAACAAACGAUAGCUUUAUUUUAGUCGGACCUUUUUCGCAGUAGGAACAAGGAACAAGGAAAAAAAAAAGGGCUGUUGCACCAUUUUCGUGUUUGUUUCCACCGCCGCCUUCCUCGAUUUACACUUUUAUCUCGACCGCUCGUCAUGUUUGUUCCGUGUCGGGAUGAACGGUAGAGUCACAGCAGCAGCGACGUGAUUGUUUUCUGUUUUUGUUCCAGGAAUAUUCUUUCUUUUUUUCUCUUUCCUGGAAAUAUUAUGAGAAAGUAAAAAAUUUCAAACGGACACAACAAGAAAAUGGAGGAACAAAAAAGUGUAAAUAAGAGAUUUAGAUGUUGAAAAUGUAAAUAAAGGUCCUAGUUUAGUUUUUUUUUUUAAUUUACUUGAAUAUAGAAGCUUAUUUCUGCCAGAAAAAAUAUUUAAGUUGAUUAAAAAAAAAACUAGUUAAUCUGUAUUAUUUUGAUAAUCAUUAGUUUGUUUUAAACUUUUUGGAAAAACAUUUUUUUCUAUUUAUUUGACUUUUGACUCUUGUUGCAUCUUUUUUUGAUAACCUUUCACUAACUUAAAAAAAAAAAUAGUGAAAAUGAUUUUGUUUUCUUGCUCGGGCAUUUUCAUCUUUUUCAGCUUGUAAAAAUGAAAAAUUAAUUUGUGAUUUAAAAAAAAGAAUGUCAUCGCAACUUAAAAUUUUUUGUUUUAUCAUUUUCUUUAACCCCUUAAAUAUAUUUUCUUUGAAGGUAAAAUGUUUCUUUCAUGUCAAAAACUAUUUUAAAGUGAAAGAAUCCUCCAAACAUUUUUGGCUUAAUUAUAUAGACUUCAAAUUUAAAAUUCUGAAUUAUAAAUUUCAGCUUUGAAAGUUAUUUCAGUUAACGCACCUGAAGUAAAAUUGUUACAUUUCUUUCAAUUUUUUUGGCAGUAAUGAACUUCUGUAGAAACGAGUUCAUGAUGCCGCUACUUCACAGUUGUUGUGAAAACAUGAAUCUGCCUGUGUACAGUUAUUAUUUUUUUCCCUGGAUACAUUUUUGAAGAUCAAUUAUGCAAAAGCUCGACUGCGAUCAAUACUGUGAAGGAGCGAAAACAAAUCCAGUCAGUGGGAGACGACAACAUUGCGACAAAACAAAAUGUAAAACGUACAGGCUUUCUCUUUGAACUCACACACACACACAGACACUUUGACCUGCUUUAACCGUUCUAAAUUAAAAACCUAAAUUUUUGUUUUAUAUAUAUUUAUGUAAUUACCCAGAGAAAGUGCCUGAAUUAAUGAGUUGAUGAAUUAUGAAUCAAUGUAAUCACUCCUUUUAAAAGAAAAUGUCAGUGAGUGCUCUAUGAUUUUCCUUACAAUAGCUACGCAAAAAAAAAAUUGAAUGACGACAUUACCUACAAUGCAAAUAAACGCUAAUUAUGUAGCUGCAACGCAAGACUGAAGCGACUGCAAAUCUCUUAAAAAACACUUAAAUCUUUCGACUUGGACUUGGAAUAUCAGAAUUUAUGCAAAAAGAAAAAUACGCGGAAUGAAAAAUUUUCUACAACGCAAAUAUUUUGAAAAAGAAGUUGCCAAUUUUGAAAGUAUGUUUAAAAAGUUAGUUUUUAAGUUUAGGUGUAAAAACAGCACCACCCUGUGGUUUCACUCUGCAGCUGCACUUCCCUAGCACUUAAUUCAUCUGCUUUUCAUCUCAAAGUCCAAUGAACUUUCCGAAGUCAGACGAUGAAGCAUUUACGUUUGGAUUCUUCCUUGUUCCGAUGUCGUUGUUAAAUUUGAACACUGACUUUUUUUUUUCUUCAACAAUUAAAAAAAAGAAAAUAAAUCAGUGGAUGUUUUUGAUGAAGAUUGAGUGUUUUUUUUACUUUCUUCACUCAGAGAAAAAGUUGCCAAAUUUAUGAAUUUGUUCUUUGAUGGUUAAAUGUGUGGGUUGUUCUUUUUUUUUAUGCUAAUUUUCUGUUAGAACCAAUAAAGUGUUUACUCAAAAGAGAAAAA
Molecule: messenger RNA, 5517 nt
Organism: Solea solea (common sole)
Lineage: Eukaryota; Metazoa; Chordata; Actinopteri; Pleuronectiformes; Soleidae
Gene: xpot
Product: exportin, tRNA (nuclear export receptor for tRNAs)
Exons: 25
Coding region: 222-3161 (979 amino acids)
Biological process (GO): tRNA re-export from nucleus
Cellular component (GO): nuclear matrix; nuclear pore; cytoplasm
Molecular function (GO): tRNA binding; small GTPase binding
Source: RefSeq, a predicted model, not a curated record